GCCGGCCGGUCGGGUUGUCGUAUAAGAAGAAGAGGGCAGUUACAAUCAAAAGUCAACCAGAACACUUCUUCUUCUUCUUCAAGAGUGGGAAAAGGGUAAAGAGAGGAAGAAAAGAAAAGAAAAGAAAAGAAAGAUGACACUCGACUCGAUCCAGAAACACCUCCAACAUACCACUGCCCAACUCCAUCAACUCAUCAUCAGAGCACAACAACAACAGCAGGACAUCCUCAACAACAAAAAGAAAGCAGUACAAGCACAGUGGCCUCCAGACGAAUGGUUUAAUCAUACCAAAACUGCAAGAACAACAGCUGAUAACCAACCACCACCUCCUCCGAUCACUAACUCACUCUCAUUACCAUCAACUCAAUCAACAACAACAACAACAACAACAACAACAACAACAACAACUCAAUCAACAAACUCAAUCAUCCUCAACGACUCGCCCUGUAACACUCAAUCCAUCUCACCCAAUAUCACACCAAUCAUCAACCAACCAUCAUCAUCACCAAAGAUCACAAAACAGCCUCCUCCUCCUCCUCCUCAGCAAACUGUCACUACUACUACCACUACUUUUAGACCACCGCCUCCUCAUCCUAGUCGUCUCGAUCACUCCAAAUCGAUCGGCGUCAAGGAAACUUUGGAUGCCCAUUCCAGCUUCAGCGAAUUCGGCCAAAAACAGGUUAAUCAAUACCUUAUCAAACAUGAGAUCGGGAGAGGCUCGUUUGGGGCUGUCCAAUUGGCCGAAGACGCCCAAACUGGGCUCUCCUAUGCCAUCAAGGAACUCUCCAAAACUAGGCUCAAGAGGAAAUUCGCUAGGGAGUUGCGGGCCAUCAAUCAUCCCUUCCUCGAGAAUAAUCAUCAUCAUCAACAAACAAAAUAUCAGCAUCAACAACAAAAAGAUGAUGCACUUUUCUUGAUCAGAAACGAGGUCGCCAUCAUGAAAAAAAUCCGCCAUCAAAACCUAGUCCGAUUAUACGAAGUCUUGGACGUCGAAGGCGAAGACAGUUUGUACAUGGUGAUGGAGUAUUGUCCGGGCGGCUCGUUGAUGCGUCUGGUCCAAGAAACCCGGCAACAGAAGUUGGCCCAGUUAGGGCUACUCGACCCUCAUUAUCUGGAAGAGAGGAAAGAAGCGCAGGGCGAGGGGGCUUUGCUGAGUCGUGCUGUCGGGCUCGAUCUCGAUCUGGCGCGGAAAUACUUCAGACAACUCGUCUUGGGCAUCGAUUAUUUGCACCGGAACGAAAUCAUCCACUACGAUAUCAAGCCGGAUAACUUACUACUAUCUUCAGACAAGAAGCAAUUGAAGGUCGUCGAUUUUGGCAUCUCCGCCAUGUUUGUGAAGCCGGGCGACGACAGCACGGUGUCCCGGACCAUCGGCAGUCCGGCCUUCUUGAGUCCCGAGCUCAUCAGGGCCGCCCAAUCUGAUCUCCCCGUCAGUGGGACUGCUGCUGAUAUUUGGGCUAUGGGCGUGACACUUUACUUUAUGCUCACUGGUGCUCUUCCGUUUCCUUCGGAUCAAAUGAUGGCGAUGUAUGAAGCCAUAGAAACAAAAGCGCCGGCGAUUCCGGAUGAGUGGGAUGGACCGUUGAUAGAUCUGAUGAGCAGGAUCUUGGACAAGCAGCCGAGCAGUCGGAUCAAGAUGAGCGAGUUGAGAGAGCAAGAAUGGGUGACCAAUGGCGGCAAAUUGGCGGGCCUAAGUCCCACGAUCAUCCACCCCUCCUCAAGAUCCUCCCUCAAAACAAGUAAUCCCAAUCCUGAUCGUACUCGGAGCCUUAAAGACGAAGAAAAAGAACAUGAUGAAGAUGAUGAUGAAAAAGGAGAUCGGACGACUAAAGUUACGGAGACUGAUCUCAAAGAGUCUUUCAGAUUCGGCUUCACUAAUCGCUGUCCGGUGUUCUCUGAACUGGUCGACAACGCCCUCAAACUCUCCUCGUGGAUCCCGCUUUCCUCUUCCUACUGCUCGCCCUCCUCCUCCUCUUCCUCUUCUACUCAACCCUUACUCGGCCGUCGGAAGGAACUGUUCUUUAAGGAAUUCCAUCGUCAAAUUAGUGAACGAACUAAGACUAAAUUCCAUUCCCAAUCUUAAUCAAGCAGGGAAAUUAAAAAUCUAUACCUUCAAAUGCUCUAUAUAUUAGAUUAAAAAAAUAGUUAAACCAGCUACAUCAAAUCCACCAACCAAGUCAAAACCCCAAAAUAUCCCACUCUCAAUAUUUUCAGACUCAAAGCUCUUACUUCUC
Messenger RNA from Puccinia graminis f. sp. tritici CRL 75-36-700-3, 2234 nucleotides. RefSeq names its product CAMKK/CAMKK-META protein kinase. The record is from RefSeq and is a predicted model, not a curated record. Gene Ontology annotation, biological process: protein phosphorylation. NCBI's taxonomy places the organism in Eukaryota, Fungi, Basidiomycota, Pucciniomycetes, Pucciniales, Pucciniaceae. The coding region runs from base 134 to 2083 and encodes 649 amino acids. Gene Ontology annotation, cellular component: cytoplasm. Gene Ontology annotation, molecular function: ATP binding; protein kinase activity. The transcript is spliced from 7 exons.